Molecule: messenger RNA, 1272 nt
Organism: Meyerozyma guilliermondii ATCC 6260
Lineage: Eukaryota; Fungi; Ascomycota; Pichiomycetes; Serinales; Debaryomycetaceae
Gene: DDI1
Product: Ddi1p
Exons: 1
Coding region: 1-1272 (423 amino acids)
Biological process (GO): proteolysis
Molecular function (GO): protein binding; aspartic-type endopeptidase activity
Source: RefSeq, a predicted model, not a curated record
AUGAAGUUAACCAUUAGUGUGGAAUCCUCAGGGAACAUUAUAUCUGCCGAUCUCCCAUCAUCGCUCUCGGUGGCUGAUUUCCAAGCUUAUCUUGAAGCAGAAACAGAUAUAGAUCCUGAAAAACAGAUCCUUAUACACAAUGGCAAGACUAUCCAGAAGGACAAGACACUCGAAGAUAUAGGUUUAAAGGAAGACGAUUUGAUCGUUUUGAAAGAGAAAAAUGCUCGGGCUGCCGUGCAAACCGAGCAAACUGACCAAGAUCCCGUCAAUCACCAGGUGGAAUUAUUGAGAUCGCAGUAUAUUAACAAUAGUCAAAUGAACACCCACCUUCGUCAGACCGACCCUGGACUUCAUUCGAAGCUCAAUGAUCCCGCGGCAUUCAAGGCGGUCGUCCUUGAACGGUUGCAGCAGGUGCAAAGCAGUGGAAUGGGCUCCUAUCGGUCGCCACAGCAGCAAGAAGAGUUCCAAAAACUUCAGGAAAAUCCCGAUGAUCCAGAGAACCAAGCGAGAAUAAUGGAGAUGAUUCGACAGGAAAGGAUAGAUGAGAAUAUGCAGCUUGCGAUGGAUCUUACCCCGGAAUCGUUCACGAGUGUCAAUAUGCUCUACAUUAACAUUAAAGUUAACGGUGUAAAAGUGCAAGCUUUUGUGGAUUCUGGUGCACAAACCACAAUUAUUUCUCCAUCUUUGGCUGAAAAGUUGGGAAUAUCUCGACUCAUAGAUCGGAGAUUUCGAGGUGAAGCUCGUGGAGUUGGUUCGCAGAUAAUUGAGGGUAAAAUCCAUAGUGUACCGAUCACAAUUGGUGAGUCCAACGUGGAAAUCCCUUGUUCUUUUAUGGUGGUUGACACUCCCGUUGAUCUCUUAUUUGGUCUUGAUAUGUUGAAAAGACACGGGUGUGUCAUUGACUUGCAGAAAAACGUGAUGACUGUUGGCGGUGUUAUCGAGACGAAAUUCUUGCACGAGCUGGAAAUAGAAUCUGAUCUUACCAAACCACAGCUAGGUGGUAAUAGACUUGGAUCAGGUUCCGGUCCUAGCGGUUUUGGUGGAAACCUAUUUGGUAAUGGAGAAAUGCCUGUUCCUCCAGCUAAUGCUUCUACACCACAGCCCACUGAGUCUGCGUCCAAACGCCAUAACUCUGGCCAACAGCUUAAGCAGCCUCUGGAGGAUGCUAUAAAGCAGAUUACAGCGUUGGGGUUCACGAGACACGAGGCAAUUGGAGCACUACAGAGCUGCAACGGUAAUGUUGAAAUGGCCGCAUCCUUGCUCUAUCAGUAA